Pocillopora verrucosa is the source of this 1149-nucleotide messenger RNA. RefSeq names its product beta-4C adrenergic receptor-like. Gene Ontology annotation, molecular function: G protein-coupled receptor activity. Gene Ontology annotation, cellular component: plasma membrane. The record is from RefSeq and is a predicted model, not a curated record. Gene Ontology annotation, biological process: G protein-coupled receptor signaling pathway. NCBI's taxonomy places the organism in Eukaryota, Metazoa, Cnidaria, Anthozoa, Scleractinia, Pocilloporidae.
AUGUUUUGCGAAACAUUGGUUCAAUAUUUUCCCUUCACCUCUGAAUAUGAAGAACUUCGCAGGAGUUACAUCGCUAACUGCGUCUUCAAUAAUUUUCUGACCUAUCUCGCCGUUAUGCUAAACAUUGUAACAUUCUAUGCGAUACGAAAAACUCAAUCGUUGCCAAAGACGACAAAGACUUUGCUUUUGAGUCUGGUUGUUUCUGAUGUCGGUGUGGGUCUGUUUGUUCAGCCAUUUUACACUUCACUACUGGUCAGUUGGCUACAACGAAACAGCCCGAGCUGCCUCACUUACCGAAUGUUCAGUAACGUCGGCCUGUUCUUUUCUCAAGCUUCGUUUGCUGGUGUUGUGGCUGUAAGUGUAGACAGGUUCUUAGCUGUUAAUCUUCAUCUCAGAUACAAGGAACUUGUAACCCACAAACGCGUUCUUGCUGUGGUGAUUUCAAUAUGGGUGUUCAGUGCAUUUGUUUCUUUGAUAAUAUUGAGUGGUCUGCGCCUUAUUCAGAUCAUCAUUCAGACCUUUGCUCAAAUAAGUAGCCUUGUUGUGACGACAGUAAUUUAUAUCAAGCUUUAUUUGGUCGUGCGAUAUCAUAAAAAUAGGAUUCAGUUCUUGCAAGCACGCGGUGAGCAGCCUAGGGAAAUAAAAAAUUUAUCGAGUGUCAUAAAAUCUGCGCUCGUUAGCUUUUACGUGUAUGUGGCUUUUUUAUUUUGUUACGCGCCUUAUUGGUUCUCUGUGACGGCCAUACGAUUCUACGGUCCGACGGUGACAUUGAAGAGUUUACAUCUCUUCUCAGUGACUCUAGUUUUUAUGAAUUCGUCUCUAAACCCUGUGAUAUACUGCUGGAAGAUGAGACACAUUCGGUGCGCCGUUGUGAACAUACUUCGGAGCAUGUCUAGGAACAAUGGCGUGGAAAUUAAAUUUAGUACCGAACAGUCGGCAAUGAGCCCUUGUGAUGUCACCAACUGAAGGCUACUUCGUCCGCUUAAAGACUUAUUUUCUCUUAAAUCAGCGCUGAGAGAGCCAGCGAAAUAAAAAGCUUCCUCGAUUUACUAUAAAAAGCUAAAAUAAUAGCAAAGGGCAGAGUAAACCGGCUUUCCAGAGACAAACACAGUUUGCAUGCAGUUUAUCAGGGUUUGUGUUAGGAAAAGU